Molecule: messenger RNA, 267 nt
Organism: Sinocyclocheilus rhinocerous
Lineage: Eukaryota; Metazoa; Chordata; Actinopteri; Cypriniformes; Cyprinidae
Product: heat shock protein 30-like
Exons: 1
Source: RefSeq, a predicted model, not a curated record
ACAACUCGACUGAGGAGCAAAACUAGACCACAAAAGCCACUGAAAAUGUUGAGCCUGCAUGGAUUCCAGCCUUCCCUCAGCUCAUUCAUGGGAAUGGACUGGCCAGUGCGCAGCCUCUGGCCGGAGAUCACAUCUCUUUACAGACACGGAGAGGAACUGCAGGAGCUGAAGAGCAGCCUGGAGCAGCUGGAGAAACUUCAGCACCAGAUCUUUGAGGAGAUCCAGCAGAUGCCUCCCUCGCAGGAGAUCUACCCAGUCGCCUGCACA